Molecule: messenger RNA, 1095 nt
Organism: Homalodisca vitripennis (glassy-winged sharpshooter)
Lineage: Eukaryota; Metazoa; Arthropoda; Insecta; Hemiptera; Cicadellidae
Product: protein ZBED8-like
Source: RefSeq, a predicted model, not a curated record
AUGAUAAACAAACUGGGAGCCCAAGCAAAUUACUUCAAGUUUGACUCCCAUAGUGCUGUAGUACCAAGUUCCGCCACUGCGAGCGCCAGCUUUGUCCGUACUAAAAUGGCUACUUUCACUGGUGCGGAGCGUGCUUGCUGUGUGUUAUUUUUUCAUGAAACAAACUCUGCUACAAGUGUUCAGCGUAGAUUUCGCACAGAAUACGGAAGAGUCCUUCCAAGCAGGCCUUCUAUUUACAGUUGGCACAAGAAUUUUGUCGAGACAGGUUGUUGUGUUCGUCAUGAGAAAUCGCCAUGUCGCCCACAGGUUAUUGAUGCUACUGUCGAACAGAAUUUUUUGAUUCCUCAAAUUGAUGAAGAUGAACAACAGGAUGCUCCUUUCUGCUACCAGCAAGACGGAGCACCACCUCACUACCUAACAGAUGUUAGGGAUUUCCUAAACGGUCGUUUUCCAGACAACAUCGUAAAACGCCGCAUUGAUGAUAUGGCCAAGGACAUUAAAAACCAGGUGGUUGAUGCAAUAAAAAAAUCACCGUUUUUUGCUAUCCGGCUUGACGAGAGUACAGACAUAGCACAAUGCUCUCAUUUGCUUGUAUACGUUCGUUACAUUGAAAAUGAAAGAAUGAAGGAUGAACUGAUGUUUUCUACUGAGCUGUUGACCACUACUAAAGCUGUAGAUGUGAUGGAAGCAGUAUCAGACUUUUUUAAAAAACACGAACUUUCUUGGCAAAAACUUAUUGGUGUAUGCACAGAUGGUGCUCCUUCAAUGCUGGGUUCUCGUUCAGGCUUUGUGCAGUUGGUCAAAGAGAAGAAUGCUGAUGUGGUUGGGAUUCAUUGUUUUAUUCACCGCCAAGCCUUGGCAGCAAAAACUCUUCCUAAUGAACCCAAUGCUGUUUUAAAGCUUUGUAUUAAAGUAGUCAAUUACGUUAAGAACAGUGCAUUAAAUACUCGACUGUUUAAAAUUCUGUGUGAAGAUUUAGGAAGUGAUCACAAAACGCUGCUUUUUCAUACAGAAGUACGAUGGCUAUCAAAAGGCAAUAUGUUGGGAAGACUAUUUGAACUCCGUGAUGAAGUGAUAACGUUUUUGGCACAGUAG